Molecule: messenger RNA, 276 nt
Organism: Pipistrellus nathusii (Nathusius's pipistrelle)
Lineage: Eukaryota; Metazoa; Chordata; Mammalia; Chiroptera; Vespertilionidae
Source: the annotation of a GenBank genome assembly
AUGGACCAAGAAACUUCAAGUACUAAAGGGAAUUGGAAGUCUGUUUCCCAAAACGGUGACAAUAAGAAGGAUAAGAAAAUGAAGAAAAUGGCUGAUAUACGUUCUGGCAUCAAGCAGUGUGAAGAAAAGAACGAAAAAGACAGAAAGAAUCAGAUAAUUGCAAUUUCCUCCAGGAAGGGUAGAAAAAUUCCAGUAAGGAAGCCCGCAGAUGAAGAAGUGCCGGAAUGUUCUUCUACCACAAAUGAUGCCCAGUGUCUCCCAGAUGAAGACCCUUAA